Molecule: messenger RNA, 1194 nt
Organism: Fulvia fulva
Lineage: Eukaryota; Fungi; Ascomycota; Dothideomycetes; Mycosphaerellales; Mycosphaerellaceae
Product: Initiation-specific alpha-1,6-mannosyltransferase
Exons: 1
Coding region: 1-1194 (397 amino acids)
Biological process (GO): protein N-linked glycosylation
Cellular component (GO): mannan polymerase complex
Molecular function (GO): alpha-1,6-mannosyltransferase activity
Source: RefSeq, a predicted model, not a curated record
AUGCUCACGUUUCGCCGAGCGCUCGUUGUCGCGGCUGUAAUUUUAUCCUGCUUUCUCCUCCUCCGCCACACGCACAACAGCAACCAGCCGGCGAACAUCAAGGUUAACAAUUCACCGAAACCUACGGGCACGCAUGCAGACAACAGAAAGAUCGUCGAUGCCGCACCGGACUCCGUGAAGUCCAUCGUCGCAGGCUCGAAACCAGCACCCUCUGUCGCACCGAGCGAAGACCACGCCCGAGUCGCCCUUUCGAAGAAGCCUCGCCCACAGAUUGCAUUCGAGCAUCUCAAGCUCAAGCCGCUUAGACAACAACUCGCCUACACCUUCCCCUACGAUGCCGAGAGCAGAUUCCCAGCGUACAUCUGGCAGACGUGGAAAUACCAGCCGUCGUCGGGCGAGUUUCAGGAGGAGUGGAGGCCAGCAGAGGCAUCUUGGACAGAGUUGCAUCCGAGCUUCGUGCAUGAAGUUAUUACGGACUCUGUAGCGGUGCACCUGGUCAGACACUUCUACGCAAGCAUACCAGAAGUGCAAGAGGCCUACAACGCCCUACCUGCUGCCGUUCUGAAGGCAGACUUCUUCCGCUACCUCAUCCUGCUGGCAAGAGGUGGCAUCUACACAGAUAUCGAUACGACCGCGCUGAAGUCUGCAGUGGAGUGGGUGCCAGCAGACGUGCCACGGAGUAGCUACGGACUAGUGGUGGGCAUUGAGGCCGAUCCAGAUCGACCGGACUGGCACGACUGGUACUCGCGAAGGAUCCAGUUCUGUCAGUGGACCAUCCAAGCCAAGCCUGGACACCCUGUACUGGUUGACAUUGUCGCGACCAUCACCGAGGAGACUCUCCGCAGGAAGAAGGCAGGCGAGCUUGACUCGAAACACAUGAAGGCUGUCAUGAAGAACGUGGUGGAGCUUACCGGUCCAGCCUUGUGGACGGAUACCAUCUUCAAGUUCUUCAACAACCCAGACUACUUUGACAUGUCCACGAGCAAGGGCAACAUCACCUGGCAGCAGUUCACGGGCAUCACGCAGGCCAAGAAGGUCGGCGACGUCGUGGUACUACCCAUCACAUCAUUCUCGCCAGGCGUCCAACAAAUGGGCGCUGGCGACAUCGAUGACCCGAUGGCUUUCGUACAUCACACUUUCGAGGGUACCUGGAAACCUGAAUUCGAAAGGCACAUCGGCGAACAGAAAGAUUAG